Messenger RNA from Silurus meridionalis, 1922 nucleotides. RefSeq names its product tropomodulin 1 (gene tmod1). Gene Ontology annotation, biological process: muscle contraction; pointed-end actin filament capping; myofibril assembly. Gene Ontology annotation, cellular component: striated muscle thin filament; myofibril. The coding region runs from base 397 to 1536 and encodes 379 amino acids. Gene Ontology annotation, molecular function: tropomyosin binding. The transcript is spliced from 11 exons. NCBI's taxonomy places the organism in Eukaryota, Metazoa, Chordata, Actinopteri, Siluriformes, Siluridae. The record is from RefSeq and is a predicted model, not a curated record.
UGUUUGAGAGUGGGAGUGUGUGUGUGUGUGUGUGUGUGUGUGUGUGUGUGUAUGUAUGCAUGCCCCUGUCCGGGUUUACCGGCUGUGUGCGGAUCUCUGGUGUUAGUUUGGUGAGAGUGUGGAUUUUAUUUGGAGGAAGCUCGCGCCCGUGUCAGUGUGAGAGUGCGUGUGCACGCGCUCCCGGUUGCCUGUGUGCGCGCCGUGUUAUCGCUCCGAGAACACCAAAGAAGCCAUAUCUGGGCAAAGUAUUCACCCGUGCUAUAUAUAGAUAACAGCGUUUCUGAGGAUUGUGGAGGACGUUUUGUCUCGUCCUGGUUGUGGUCUUUUCCUCAUCCUCCACGCACCCUCUACCCGUUCCUCACUCGUCCUCCACCUGUUCUCCACUCCUCUCUCACCAUGUCAUACCGUAAGGAGAUGGAGAAGUAUCGAGAUGUGGAUGAGGAUGAACUCCUGCAGAAGCUCAGUGAAGAAGAACUCAGGAGACUCGAGGAUGAACUUGAAGAGCUCGAUCCUGAUAAUGCUCUGUUACCGGCUGGGAUGAGACAAAGAGAUCAGACGAAAAAAGCUCCGACUGGAACGUUUCACAGAGACAACCUGCUGGCUCACCUGGAGAAACAGGCCAAGGAGCAUCCAGACAGAGACGACCUGGUGCCCUAUACUGGAGAGAAGAGAGGGAAGCCAUGGGUUCCAAAAACGAAGGUUGUAAAUCCGAUUCUAGAAGACGUCACACUGGAGCCGGAGCUGGAGGAAGCUUUAGCCAAUGCUACAGAUGCAGAACUGUGUGACAUUGCAGCGAUCCUCGGGAUGCACACACUCAUGAGUAAUCAGCAGUAUUAUGAAGCUCUGGCCAGCAGCACCAUCGUCAACAAACAGGGUUUAAAUAGUGUGAUCCAGUGUGCGCAGUAUAAGCAAAUUCCAGACGAGCAUCCCAACGACACAGAUGUGGAACAUACACUACUGAUGAUUAAACACAAUGAUCCUCAACUCGUGGAGGUCAACCUGAACAACAUCAAGAAUAUUCCAAUUGGCACUCUUAAAGCAUACGCUGAGGCUCUAAAAGAAAACACAGUAGUGGAACGACUGAGCAUCGUAGGAACACGGAGCAAUGAUCCUGUAGCCUAUGCGUUAGCCGACAUGCUGCGAGUAAACACAACACUAAAGUGUUUAAAUGUUGAGUCGAACUUCAUCACUGGGAACGGAAUCCUCGCUCUGGUGGAGUCGCUGCAGAAAAACACAACACUGCAGGAGCUAAAAAUUGACAACCAGAGUCAACCACUGGGUAAUAAGGUGGAGAUGGAGAUCGCUAGCAUGUUGGAGAAGAACAGCACACUGCUGAAGUUCGGUUAUCAUUUCACACAGCAGGGACCACGCUUACGCUGCUCUAACGCCAUGAUGAACAACAACGACUUGGUGCGUAUAGUUCGCUCAGACUCAGAUGGAGCCAUCACCUUCACUCUGUCGGUCCCUGAGCUGGAGAAAGCCUUCUGUAAAAAAUUCAAAUUCUCCUCCAAACCCAAUAAGAAAGAAAAGGCGUGAAAGUGGCCCGAUUUUCCCUAAAUGUCGGACAGACGUGUAGCAGCAGCAGCAGCAGCAGUAACAGUAGCCUUGGUGUGAUGUUGCCCCCUGGUGGCCUGGAGCUCUGCAGCUACUGCAUUUUCUUCUUUUUCUCUCUGAUUGUAAUUCUACUGUAAUGUACUCAGUACACACACACACACACCGACGCUUUUGGAAGCCUUAUGAGUCCAUGUAGAGUGUACUGAAUUAAAUAGGUUAGAUGUUGUGAGUGUGUGAGACGGAGGUGAAGUUCACAGGAAUCUGCCGUGUUUCCAUCACACACACGUUUCACCAGCAGGGGUUUUUUACACCACCUCACACACAGGUUGUGUUUUACUACCCUAAUAAAGCAAUUAUUGUGGUUCAAA